AAUUCAUGCGGAUCUCUUUCGUGCUGACAGCAGAACAUCACGAACGCUCAAACGUUUGACGCACGUGAUUACAAUAAAGAUGUCUUGCAACGCGCAAGCAGGAUCUUGCACUGCCAUUAUGUCUAUAGAGAGUAACAAGAGCAAGAGGAUACACAGCAAAGGAGAGAUGAGAGGUCAGCAAAUGUCAGGCCUUACUCACGAAUGUGGAGUCUUUGGGUGUAUUGCUGCUGGUGAUUGGCCAUCUCAAAUCGAUGUUGCUCAAGUAAUUUGUUUAGGUUUAGUUGCCCUACAACACAGAGGCCAAGAAAGUGCUGGAAUUGUCACUAGUGAGGGUGUUUGUUCAAAGUCCUUUCGUGUUCACAAGGGUAUGGGAAUGAUUAACAACAUUUUUAAUGACGAAAAUAUGAAGAAACUCAGCGGAAAUCUUGGAAUUGGUCAUACUAGAUACAGCACAAGCGCGGCGAGCGAAGAAGUCAAUUGUCAACCAUUUGUAGUUCAUACCGCACACGGAGCAUUGGCGGUAGCUCAUAACGGGGAACUAGUUAAUACGGAAUCGUUGAGGAAGAUGGUAUUAGGUCGUGGAGUUGGCUUAUCGACUUAUUCGGAUUCUGAAUUAAUUACGCAAGCUCUUUGCUUGAAUCCUCCCGAAGGUGAAGUGAAUGGUCCAGAUUGGCCAGCACGCAUAAAGCAUCUCAUGCAAUUAGCGCCAUUAUCAUAUUCUUUAGUAAUCAUGCAAAGAGACAAGAUAUAUGGUGUGAGGGAUCCCUAUGGAAAUCGUCCAUUAUGUCUUGGGAAAAUUGUACCAAUUGGUAAUCUGGCAGGAAAUGAGUCAGACGACGACGAUGAAGCCGAAGGUUGGGUCAUUUCUUCAGAAUCAUGUGGAUUCUUAAGUAUCGGAGCACGAUAUGUGCGUGAGGUAUUUCCUGGGGAAAUUGUAGAGCUGACACGCGAAGGUAUUAAAACUAUAGACAUUGUCGAUAGACCGGACAAAAAGCCACAGGCCUUUUGUAUAUUUGAGUAUGUUUAUUUUGCACGCAGCGACAGUAUUUUCGAAGGACAAAUGGUAUACUCUGUCCGCAUGCAAUGUGGACGAGAACUUGCUCUAGAAUCUCCGGUAGAAGCAGACAUAGUUAGUUCAGUACCUGAAUCAGGAACUGCAGCCGCGCAUGGAUAUGCCAGACAGUCUCAAAUACCUUUUGCGGAAGUAUUGUGCAAAAACAGAUACGUUGGCAGAACAUUUAUUCAGCCUAGUACACGACUCAGGCAACUUGGUGUAGCAAAAAAGUUUGGAGCUUUGUCAGAAAAUGUAAAAGGAAGGAAGCUAAUUCUUAUUGACGAUUCGAUCGUUAGAGGAAAUACUAUUGGACCUAUUAUCAAAUUGCUGCGUGAUGCAGGAGCAAAGGAAGUUCACAUUAGAAUAGCAUCGCCCCCGUUAAAAUAUCCAUGCUAUAUGGGAAUCAACAUACCAACAAGGGAAGAAUUAAUCGCGAAUAGAUUAGAUAACAUAAAACUAGCAAAACAUGUUGGCGCUGACAGUUUAACGUACCUUUCAGUAGAUGGGCUUGUCAAAGCUGUAAGAUUUGGUAUGGAUAAUCGAGAAAGCAAUUACAUUGGUCACUGUACUGCUUGCUUAACUGGAGACUAUCCUGACGAGCUUCCCGGUGAUUUAAAUUGGUGAAAAAAUGAAACCGUACUUAUACAUCUACAGACAACGAAUCAUACAUUAUUAUACUGCGUAUUACGUACGUUGUUUAUUUUUACAUUAAUGUCAAAAUUACUUCACAAAAUCUACUUUAAUGUAACUUAACGCAUAGUCACUAUACAAGAUCAACCAUGACUGUACAAUUUCAAAAAUAAUUCAGUAUUUAAAAGAACAAUGUAGAUAAGACAUACAUAAUAAUAAAGAAAGCCUGAAAAUAUUGCGACAUGUAGGAGUCAUGUUACUAUCAAAAUUUUAUUAAAAUUUUCAAUUAAAUAAAGGG
Molecule: messenger RNA, 1982 nt
Organism: Dufourea novaeangliae
Lineage: Eukaryota; Metazoa; Arthropoda; Insecta; Hymenoptera; Halictidae
Product: amidophosphoribosyltransferase-like
Exons: 8
Coding region: 80-1678 (532 amino acids)
Biological process (GO): purine nucleobase biosynthetic process; purine nucleotide biosynthetic process
Molecular function (GO): amidophosphoribosyltransferase activity
Source: RefSeq, a predicted model, not a curated record